Sphaeramia orbicularis (orbiculate cardinalfish) is the source of this 2675-nucleotide messenger RNA. RefSeq names its product beta-carotene oxygenase 1, like (gene bco1l). Gene Ontology annotation, molecular function: carotenoid dioxygenase activity; beta-carotene 15,15'-dioxygenase activity. Gene Ontology annotation, biological process: retinal metabolic process; carotene catabolic process. Bases 138 to 1712 code for a protein of 524 amino acids. Lineage: Eukaryota; Metazoa; Chordata; Actinopteri; Kurtiformes; Apogonidae. The transcript has 11 exons. The record is from RefSeq and is a predicted model, not a curated record.
CCAUCCUGUUACAUAAGCUGGUCUGUGGGUGUUCACUGACACUGACCGAGCCCACAUAAAACCAGGCCCCGGCUCCAUCAGCAGCAGUGUGAUCCGCACGCUGCACAGGUGCACUCUGGGAAAUCCACCGCAUCGACAUGCAGACGAUUUUUGGGAAAAAUGGAACGGAGACUCCAGAGCCGGUGAAAGCCCAGGUCAAAGGCUCAGUCCCGUCCUGGCUCCAGGGGACGCUGUUGAGGAACGGACCGGGGAAGUUCAGUGUCGGCGAAUCCGAGUACAAGCACUGGUUCGAUGGGAUGUCACUGAUCCACAGCUUCACCUUCAGCAACGGUGAAGUGACGUACCGAAGUAAAUUUCUGAAGAGCGACACGUACAAGAGGAACGUCAAGGCCGACAGGAUCGUGGUGUCGGAGUUCGGGACCAUGAUCUACCCCGACCCCUGCAAAAACAUCUUCUCCAGAGCCUUCACUCACCUGUGCAACGCCAUCCCCGACUUCACCGACAACAACCUGAUCAACAUCAUCCGCUACGGUCAGGACUACUACGCCGCCUCCGAGAUCAACUACAUCAACCAGAUCGACCCUGUUACCCUGGAGACCGUGGGCAGGGUGAACUACAGGAACCACAUCGCCCUGAACCUGGCAACGGCUCAUCCUCACUACGACAGUGAAGGCAACACGUACAACAUGGGCACCGCCAUCAUGGGUUUGGGACUUCCCAAGUACGUCAUCUUCAAGGUCCCAGCCAACGCCUCCGAUGAAGAGCAUAAGAAGCCAGUGCUGAGGAAAGUCCAGCAGAUCUGUUCCAUCCCAUUUCGAUCCACUCUGUAUCCGAGCUACUUCCACAGCUUCGGAAUGACCGAGAACUACAUCGUAUUCGUGGAGCAGCCUUUCAAACUGGACAUCAUCAAACUGGCAACGGCAUAUUUCAGAGGAGUCAACUGGGGAAGCUGCCUCAAGUUCGACAAGGACGACAUCACAUUGUUCCACGUCAUCAACAGAAAGACGGGUAAGGCCGUCUCCACCCGUUACUACGGCGAUGCUCUGGUGGUUUUCCAUCACCUCAAUGCCUACGAGGACCAGGACCACCUGGUGUUCGACCUGAUCAGCUACAAGAACAGCAACCUGUACGACAUGUUCUACAUGCACAACAUGCGGCAGGAGACCAGUGACUUCAUCCAGUCCAACCAGCACUUCAGUCCACCGGUCUGCCAGAGGUUCGUCCUGCCGCUCAACAUCCACAAGGACUCGGUUCGAGGGUCCAACCUGGUGACUCUGACAGACACCACGGCCCAGGCACUGGUCCAGGAAGACGGAUCCGUCUACUGUCAACCUGACGACAUAUUCCAAGGUCUGGAGCUGCCGGGAAUCAACUACAACUUCAACACCAAGAAGUACCGGUACUUCUACGGGUCCAGGGUGGAGUGGACGCCCCACGCCAACAAGAUCGCCAAAAUCGACAUCGAGUCCAGAACUCACAUGGAGUGGCAGGAGGAGAACUGCUACCCUUCAGAACCGGUGUUCGUAGCUUCGCCAGGAGCCGUGGACGAAGACGACGGGGUGAUCCUGUCGUCCGUCAUCUCUCCAGAUCCCAACAUUUCUCCAUUCAUGCUCAUCCUAAACGCCAAAACCUUCGAGGAAAUCGGCAGAGCCUCGAUCCCCGCCAGCGUCCACAUGGACCUUCACGGACACUUCAUUCCCGCCAACGUCUGACUCCGUACCGACGUCCGCAGUCAAAUUCUUUAUACCUACGGAUCGCAAAGGUUCAUCGUUCACCCCGUUAAGACCAAAGAAUUGUCUGAAAACAGUCUUUGUCAAUGGGUUAAAUGUGUGUUUCAGGUUCUUUUUUACUUUUCAAUGUUCUAUAUGAACUUUAGAACACAACAUCCAGGAAAUAGACUGUACCAGACACUGGCUUUAGUUCUUGGAGAAACAGUUGAUCUGAGCUCCAGUUCCUGACGGUUCAAGACCAAAAUACUGAUUAAAUCCUGGACAAAAAGAGCUGUCAUCUGUGGUUACACAACAUCAGUUCAUUCCACUGUAGCUGUUCCAUCUUUAGAACAUUGCUUAUGUAACACAGUUCAUCAUUUUGCACCAAAGUUCUAUUUUUUUGUGAUUUCUGACUCACAGAUUUACAUAAAAAUGCAGCUUUUAUCAUGGACCUAUUUUUCCAAAAUCAUGAAAAACUGUUACGGUGAAAACUGUUGGUAUUAAAAUGUGUUUAGAGUAAAUAUUCUACAGAUAAAAAACUAAAUUAUAUCUGAAUUAUCUUACUUUCUGCCCCGUUUGUCUGAAAAUAGCUCAAAGUUAAGGAUUAAAUGGAGUAAAUUUAGAUCCUGUUUGAUAUAAACAGAACAAAGGUGCUUCCAUUGGUCUAAUCUUAGCAACAACGAAUGACGUGGUUUAAUUUGAUCUGGAUUUUCAGGACGAGUAUUAAAAACCCCAAACCACUGAGGAGUUUCAAGUGUUGUGUCCAUUUGUUUUGUGCAAAUUUCAUUUACUCGAAUUGGAAAUGAGGCGUGGAUGUGUUUUACUGUCCUUGAACGCACCAUCAGAGAUUCUUCAAACUGUAUCACCAUGACGACACAGUGUGAUGAGGAAGGAGGCGAGCUGAUUUUCGCAUCUUAAUGAUAAAUCGGCAGGAAAAUAAAACAAAAACAGCCAAACUGCGCCGAU